This is a messenger RNA of Penicillium pulvis, 2586 nucleotides long. RefSeq lists its product as uncharacterized. Gene Ontology annotation, molecular function: hydrolase activity; glutamine synthetase activity. NCBI's taxonomy places the organism in Eukaryota, Fungi, Ascomycota, Eurotiomycetes, Eurotiales, Aspergillaceae. The transcript is spliced from 3 exons. The record is from RefSeq and is a predicted model, not a curated record. The coding region runs from base 1 to 2586 and encodes 861 amino acids.
AUGGAUUCUCUUGAUUCCCUUCGCCACCUCAUCGCAAACCACCCGCUUAUUGAUAAUCAUGCGCACAAUCUAUUGAGUCGCGACGUGGCCACCGAGUACGAUAGCUACCCGUUAGAAUCUAUCACUUCCGAGGCCCACGGUCGCGCCUUGGAGAAUGCCCGGUUCACCCUGCCAUUGCUGCGGGCCACCAACCAGCUUGCCGAGCUUUACGGAAGUCCCUGUGCGGAAUGGUCAGACGUACUAGCCGCCCACAGCCGAUGGGUAGAGCAGGAUUACGAAGGCCUGAUCAAACGGAGCUUGGAAGGCACACAUGCCUUGCUUCUCGAUGAUCUCUUAUCAGACGACGAUGUCGAAUCAUACGAUUGGCAUGACUCAUUCACCGCGUCUGCGACAAAACGCAUCGUCCGAAUCGAGGCGGUAGCAGCCUCGCUUCUGGUGGAGCUGAUGAGCACGGAUCGACAGGAAGGUCAGACCGUGUGGGGUCUAUUCCGCCAGCAAUUCCUUGAAAAGCUCGAGCACGCAAUGGACGAUCCCGCUGUUGUGGGGUUCAAAUCUGUGGUUUGUUACCGCACUGGACUAGAUGUCGAUCCCCACACACCAGAUGAGGAUCUAUUAACAGCCUCGCUCCACCGAACCCUGGACUUGGGUACUAGGAAAUCAGGUUAUCGGAUUGAGGAAAAGCCAUUGAAUGACUGGCUGGUUCAGCAGACGCUUAAACUGAUUACUUGGAGAAAGAGGGCUGGUAUUGUUAAGCCUCUUCAGUUUCAUACUGGGUUGGGUGAUAAUGAUAUCAGUCUUUUGCGAGCAAACCCUGCCUAUCUUCAGCCGUUGAUUGUGCAAUACCCCGAUGCGGAUAUUGUAUUGCUGCACUCAGCGUAUCCGUAUACUCGGGCAGCUGGAUAUCUGGCUUCUGUGUAUCCUAAUGUAUACCUGGACCUCGGAGAGGUGUUCCCGAUGGUGAGUCGGCAGGCCCAGGAAAAGAUUCUACAGGAGAGUUUGGAGAUUACACCUACCAACCGUCUCCUUUGGAGUACCGAUGGUCAUUUCCACCCGGAGACCUUUUGGCUUGCCAACAAGCAAUUCCGACAGGCGCUGGAGAAAGUGUUUAUCGACUACGUCCAACAUGGCGACUACACUAUUUCACAGGCCAAGACGGCAGCCGCUGACAUUCUGUUUAAUAACUCAAAUCGUCUGUACAGAUUGCAAUUGACGCCACAGUAUAACACUGAAAGUACCGAGCAAUCGAUGGCUAUUGUUGGCCAGAAAGGUGCAGUCGCAUCUGACACCCUAGACGCCUUCCUACAAGCCAAUCCUAAAAUCGAGUACAUCUGGAUGCAAUGGGUAGAUUACACAGCAACUGUACGAGUGCGCAUGUUCCCACUCCAAGAGUUUGUUCGCAUUGCACGGAAUCAAAGGCGGAUCGGAAUCGCGAUGGCUGCGUUGAGUAUGCUGCAAAACGACGUUGUUAUUCCGGAGGGCUCGACUACAGGACAAUUCUAUAUGCAGCCUGACUUUUCCAGCCUUUACUUGAAUGGAAGUAUGGUGACACCAGCUGCACCAAGCGCCACUGUCAUGACGUUUUGGAAAACGGAAGACGGCCAAUUCUUGGAAGGGUGCCCAAGAGGUACAUUGCAAAAUAUUGUCGAGAAGCUGCAUAAGCAACACAAUAUCAACGUCCUAUGUGGCUUUGAGGUUGAGGUAGUUUUCCUCAAAUCUGAGAAAGAGAGGACAACUUGCGACCCUGCAACAACUAUUCAUUCCUGGUCGCAAAUGACUACACAAACAAGACGGAUGGUCCCAAUCCUUGAAGAAAUCACACAGGCACUGGUGUCGAUGGGAAUAAAACUCCAGCAAUUCCACGCCGAGUCAUCACCUGGUCAAUUUGAAUUCGUCCUCCCACCGUUGGCACCCCUAGCCGCCGUGGAUACGCUGAUCGCUACCCGGCAAGUCAUCUCUGCAGUCGCAGAUAGAUACGGUCUGCGCGCAACCCUGCACCCACGGCCCUACCCCGAUGGAGCUGGUACUGCCUCCCAUACACACAUCUCCAUCAACCCCCCGACAAAAGAAGACACAUUCCUAGCCGGCAUGCUCGACCAUUUCCGUUCCAUCGUUGCAUUCACCCUCUCGCAAGAUGUAAGCUACGAGCGUGUCCGCUCGGGCAUCUGGGCAGGAUCAGAAUGGGUCACCUGGGGCUUCCAGAACCGCGAGGCUCCAAUCCGCAAGAUCAACCCCGGUCACUGGGAGAUCAAAUCAAUGGAUGGUUUAGCAAACCCUUAUUUUGCUGUAGCCGCCCUCCUAGCUGGAGGGUACCUGGGGCUGGAGGCAAAUGCACCACUGACUGUCAAGGAGUGCGGCGUCGACGCAUCUACACUGGCGGAAUCCGAGCGCUCUGAGCUAGGAAUUAACACCGAAAUUCCGAAAUCCUUGGAUGAAAGCCUAGUAGCACUCGAGAAUGACAAGGCUCUACAGAAUCUGCUUGGUCCAGGCUUUAUUCGGAACUAUACGCUCGUCAAGAGGGCGGAGUCCGCUAGCUUGUCAGCCAUGUCGGAGGCGGAGCGACGGCUGUGGGUUGUUGAGAGAUAUUAA